GUUCAUACUGCAGAUCCUCUCUCUCAUCUCAUCUCAUCUCAUCUCUCUCUCUCUGUCUCGCUUCCUCUGUUUGAUCCGCCUCCAUAGCCAGGGCUUUGCAUCUCUGACUUUUCUCUCCUCAAUAUUACAGAUCUCCAUAGCCUCCGUAGCUGCUGCAAUUUGCUGUUUUGUUUUGUUUUGUUUUGGAUUGACUCUGAGAUUUUGUAAUUUCGACAGAUCCAAAGGGAGGCGAACUCUGCCUUCGGACUUCCUCACCGUCUGAUCUGAUCAAGAUCGUAGCUGUUGAGAGAUGGCAUCAUCAACAGCUGGGGGCUCAGGAUGGUACAAAGGAAAAGUGAAAGCGGUUCUCUCAGGGGACUGCUUGGUUAUAAUGGCGGUGGCUGCUAAUAGGGUUGGACCCCCACCUGAGAAGACCCUUACUUUGUCAUCUCUUAUUGCUCCAAGACUGGCCCGAAGAGGUGGUGUUGAUGAGCCAUUUGCCUGGGACAGCAGAGAGUACUUGAGGAAACUCUGCAUAGGAAAGGAGGUUGCCUUCAAAGUGGAUUACACUGUACCAUCCAUAGGCCGUGAAUUUGGCUCUGUUUUUAUUGGUGACAAAAAUGUUGCCUUGCUGGUGGUUUCUGAAGGCUGGGCAAAGGUCAGAGAGCAGGGUCAACAGAAAGGAGAAGUGAGUCCUUUCCUUCCAGAACUGCUACGUCUGGAAGAGCAAGCCAAGCAACAAGGUCUUGGUCGCUGGAGCAAGGUUGCAGGUGCUGCUGAAGCUGCAAUCAGGAAUCUACCGCCUUCUGCCAUUGGUGAUCCUAGCAACUUCAAUGCCAUGGGUCUGUUAGCUUCAAACAAGGGCAGUCCCAUGCAAGGUAUUGUCGAGCAGGUUCGUGAUGGCAGUACCAUUCGGGUAUAUCUGCUUCCAGAGUUUCAGUUUGUCCAAGUGUUUGUUGCAGGAAUUCAGGCCCCAUCCAUGGGAAGAAGGACCAUAACUGAAAGUGCUGCUGAAACAGAAGCGACCACUGAAGAACCAAAUGGAGAUGUUUCUGCUGAAUCUCGAGCACCUCUAACAUCUGCGCAGAGGCUUGCAGUCUCAGCAGCAUCAUCUUCUGAAGUUUCUCCUGAUCCAUUUGGUGCUGAAGCCAAAUUUUUCACAGAGCUUCGUGUUUUAAAUAGAGAUGUUCGUAUUGUCCUGGAAGGUGUUGACAAGUUCAGCAAUUUGAUUGGGUCGGUAUAUUAUCCUGAUGGGGACUCAGCAAAAGACCUCGCACUGGAGCUUGUUGAAAAUGGUUUAGCUAAGUAUGUUGAAUGGAGUGCAAAUAUGAUGGAAGAAGAUGCCAAGCGGCGGCUGAAGGCUGCAGAGCUUCAAGCCAAGAAAACUAGGUUGAGGAUUUGGACGAACUAUGUUCCUCCGGCUACAAAUUCAAAGGCAAUCCAUGACCAGAAUUUCACAGGAAAGGUGGUGGAGGUUGUAAGUGGGGACUGCAUUAUUGUAGCUGAUGACUCUGUCCCAUAUGGAAGUCCAUCAGCAGAGCGUCGGGUCAAUCUGUCAAGUAUUAGGUGUCCAAAAAUCGGCAAUCCUCGGAGGGAGGAAAAGCCGGCUCCCUAUGCCCGUGAAGCCAGGGAGUUCUUAAGAACACGACUUAUUGGCCGACAAGUGAAUGUUCAAAUGGAGUAUUCUAGGAAGGUCAGCAUGGCAGAUGGACCUGCAGCUGCUACUGCGUCUGCAGAUUCCAGAGUAAUGGAUUUUGGAUCAGUUUUCCUAUUGUCUCCUAUUAAGGUUGAGGGUGAUGAUACCCCCUCACCUGCUCCACCCGCUUCUAGCAGCCAGCCUGGGGUGAAUGUAGCUGAGCUUUUGGUUGCCCGUGGAUUUGGCACUGUUAUUAGGCAUCGAGAUUUUGAGGAGAGAUCAAACCAUUAUGAUGCCCUUCUUGCUGCUGAAUCCCGUGCCAUUUCUGGUAAGAAAGGUACCCAUUCAGCUAAGGAUCCUCCGGUAAUGCACAUAACAGACCUGCUUACGGCUUCGGCCAAGAAAGCUAAGGAUUUUUUGCCAUUCCUGCAUCGGAGUAGGAGAAUACCUGCCGUUGUUGAAUAUGUCCUCAGUGGUCAUCGUUUUAAGUUGUUGAUUCCCAAAGAAACGUGUAGUAUUGCCUUCGCAUUCUCUGGGGUCAGAUGUCCUGGUCGUGAUGAGCCCUAUUCAGAUGAAGCUAUUGCACUAAUGAGAAGAAAGAUAAUGCAGAGAGAUGUUGAGAUUGAAGUUGAAACUGUUGAUAGAAAUGGAACUUUCUUGGGAUCCAUGUGGGAAUCAAAGACAAAUCUGGCAGUUUCUCUCCUUGAAGCUGGCCUAGCAAAACUUCAAACUUCCUUUGGUAGUGACAGGAUCCCUGACAUCCACCUUCUUGAACAAGCUGAGAAAUCAGCCAAGAGGCAAAAACUGAAAAUUUGGGAGAAUUACGUUGAAGGGGAGGAAGUGCCCAAUGGUGCGGUUGUGGAAAGCAAACAGAAAGAAGUGCUAAAGGUAAUGGUUACAGAAGUCUUGGGCGGUGGUAAAUUUUACGUCCAGACAGUUGGGGAUCAGAAAGUGGCCUCAAUUCAGCAGCAGCUUGCUUCAUUAAGUCUUCAAGAAGCUCCUGUAAUUGGUGCUUUUAAUCCUAAAAAGGGUGAUAUAGUCCUUGCCCAGUUUAGUGCUGACAAUUCCUGGAAUCGAGCUAUGAUUGUCAAUGCACCCCGAGGACCUGUGGAGUCCCCAAAAGACAAGUUCGAAGUGUUCUACAUUGAUUAUGGGAAUCAAGAGGUCGUUCCUUACAGUCAGUUACGUCCUAUUGAUUCCUCAGUAUCUUCUGCACCUGGUCUUGCUCAACUAUGCAGCCUUGCAUAUAUGAAGGUUCCAGCCUUGGAGGAAGAUUUUGGCCAAGAAGCAGCUGAAUUUCUGAGUGAGCACACAUUGAAUGGUUCAAAAGAGUUCAGGGCCAAGGUUGAGGAAAGGGACACUUCUGGAGGAAAAGUGAAAGGGCAGGGAACUGGGCCAACUCUUGUUGUAACUCUUGUUGCUGUGGAUGCUGAGAUUAGUAUAAAUGCUGCCAUGCUUCAGGAAGGACUUGCUAGAACAGAAAAGAGGAAGAAGUGGGACCACAAGGAUAGACAGUUGGCCCUUGAUAAUUUGGAGAAGUUCCAGGAUGAAGCACGGACUGCUAGGCGAGGGAUGUGGCAGUAUGGUGAUAUCCAGUCAGAUGAUGAGGAUACAGCUCCUCCUGUUAGAAAGGCUGGUGGCCGGCGAUAGAUAUGAGUUUAGUGAGGAUACAGCAACUCAAGCAGCCUAAGAAGAGUCUAAUUAUAGGCAUGAUUGAUUGCUUCUAGUGUAUCAGAGCAAACAAAAGUGACAGCAGUAAACUUGUGUAAGUUUUGUUUUUGUUUUUUUGUUUUUUUUUCCCCCCUUUUUAAUUUAUUGUUAGCUGAGCGGACAAUUUUUUUACACAUCUUAAUAAGGUGAACAUAAUCCCCGUCUCCUGUUGGGGGCAUCGUAGACAAUUUUUCCUCGUAUCAAAGUUGAAAGGUUGUGUUA
Messenger RNA from Quercus robur (English oak), 3547 nucleotides. Its product is annotated as ribonuclease TUDOR 1-like. The record is from RefSeq and is a predicted model, not a curated record. Gene Ontology annotation, cellular component: RISC complex; nucleus; cytosol. Gene Ontology annotation, biological process: mRNA catabolic process; regulatory ncRNA-mediated gene silencing. The transcript has 17 exons. Bases 290 to 3265 code for a protein of 991 amino acids. Lineage: Eukaryota; Viridiplantae; Streptophyta; Magnoliopsida; Fagales; Fagaceae. Gene Ontology annotation, molecular function: nuclease activity; RNA binding.